AUAUAUAUAUAUAUGGCAAAGCACUGGCGUUGCAAUGCAUUCCGGAGUGAUCAUAAGAUUAGUGUAUGAGCACAGUUUGGUUCUCAACCUCAUCUUUAGUAACACUUUUUAUAUUGAUACAUUUUCUAAUACAUACCAUAUAAAUAACACAAACAGAUUGUUGGAUUUAGACAAGUAAAGAUUUUCUUGCAAAGAUUCUGGCAACCUUGAUUCAUAUUCUGCAGGGGGUGGAGCUCUCAUCCUGUCGUCUCACAGUAGUUUCUGGAACCUCAUGGUUACAACAUGGAGAAAGUGUCACAGUUGAAAGAUCAGGGCAACAAGGCACUGAGUGCAGGGAAAAUUGACGAGGCCAUACGCUGCUACACCGAAGCAUUGGCCCUCGACCCCUCAAACCAUGUCCUCUUCAGCAAUCGCUCGGCUGCCCAUGCCAAGAAUGGUAACUACGAGAGCGCUCUGGAGGACGCCUGUCAGACCAUCAAGAUCAAACCUGACUGGGGGAAGGGCUACUCAAGGAAAGCAGCAGCCCAGGAGUUUCUUGGAAGGUUUGAGGAUGCCAAAGCGACUUACCAAGAGGGAUUCAGACAAGAACCCACUAAUCAGCAGCUCAAGGAGGGACUGCAGAACAUAGAAGCCCGGCUAGCAGAAAAAAAGAUGAUGAACCCCUUUGCCAUGCCCAACAUGUUUGCGAAGCUGGAGAGUGACUCUCGAACCCAUGCCCUGAUGAAAGAUCCAGAGUACAGAGCGCUACUGGAGCAGCUCAGGGAUAAACCGUCUGAGCUUGGCUCGAAGCUCCAGGACCCGAGAGUAAUGACCACCCUGUCAGUCCUGCUGGGGUUAGACUUGGCAGGCAUGGAUGAAGACGACGAGCCCACUCCACCCCCUCCUCCCAAACCCAAAGAGACUCAGCCACCUCCUCCCAAGGAGGAAGACUUACCCGAGAACAAGAGACAGGCUCUGAAGGAGAAGGACCUGGGGAACGAGGCAUACAAGAAGAAAGACUUUGCCACUGCACUGAAACAUUAUGAAGAUGCCCUCAUGCACGACCCAACCAACAUGACAUAUAUUUCAAAUCAAGCAGCUGUGUUCUUUGAGAAGGCUGAGUAUGAGAAGUGCAGGGAGCUGUGUGACAAGGCCAUCGAGGUGGGCAGAGAGAACCGAGAGGACUACAGACAGAUUGCCAAGGCCUUGGCUAGGAUUGGCAACUCGUACUUCAAGCAGGAGAAAUACAAAGAAGCAGUCCAGUUUUACAACAAGAGUCUGACAGAGCAUCGCACCCCUGAUGUCCUUAAGAAGUGCCAGCAGGCGGAGAAGGUAUUGAAGGAGCAGGAGAAGCUGGCCUACAUCAAUCCAGAGCAGGCCUUGGAAGAGAAGAACAAGGGCAAUGAGUCCUUCCAGAAAGGAGACUAUCCUUCAGCCAUGAGACAUUACUCAGAGGCCAUCAAAAGGAACCCCAAUGACGCCAAGCUCUUCAGCAACAGAGCUGCCUGCUACACGAAGCUGCUGGAGUUCCAGCUUGCCCUGAAGGAUUGCGAGGACUGUAUCAAACUUGACCCUGCCUUCCUAAAGGGAUACACACGGAAGGCAGCAGCUUUGGAGGCCAUGAAAGAUUUCACUAAAGCGAUGGUUGCCUACGAAAAGGCUCUGGAGCUUGACUCUACCUCCAAGGAGGCCACAGAGGGCAUCCAGCGCUGCCUGAUGAGCCAGCACGUGAGGAACGACGACAGUCCAGAGGAUGUGAAGAGGAGGGCCAUGGCUGACCCGGAAGUGCAGCAGAUCAUGAGUGACCCAGCCAUGCGCAUGAUCCUGGAGCAGAUGCAGAAGGAUCCACAGGCACUCAGCGAUCACCUUAAAAAUCCAGGCAUUGCUCAGAAGAUCCAGAAACUGAUAGAUGUGGGACUUAUAGCCAUCCGGUGAUGAGUAAGGAGAGAACAGGCCCAGACCCAUGAAGAACAGCAAGACCACAGUGGAUCAAGAUUCCAUUCCCUCCAGUUAUAACAACACCCCCUCUCUCCCUUCCACCCUCAAAAUUAUACUGUACGCUAUCUUGCCGAAACUUCAACCAACAAAGGGUUUCAUUUUUACUUUGUCCAUCUUAUGGCCUUAAUGAAAUUGUACUUAGUCUAUUCCUCAUCAGAGAACUCUCUGAAACAAAUAAUUGAAUUAGGAAAAGGUAUCAAAGCCCUGUUAAAGUAGCUGAAGACAAGGCUAGAGCUUUGUUUGGUACGAUGAUACUGCAGCUAAUAACAAAAGUACAUCAGCUAAUAACAAAACAAGUAAUGCUCUAUUUUGUGGUCUCUGUUGGGUGUUCGAACAAUGUCUCGGUGCAAUAUGACUGCUUCGUUUUUCACUUCCUUUGCGUAUUUAAAACUGCUGGUUCCUGCUUGGAUCAGAUAGCCAGUCAAUAUCUAUGUAAGGCACCUGACUAUGAUGACCCCCCCCCCCCAGGAUAUCUUUCAUAACUUGAGGUCAAUGUAGUUUUGCUACUGGUGUACAGAAGACGGGCUUACAAUCUCACAUUACUGUGCUUUCCAGAUCUUUAGAAUUAAAUGUUGUUCGGUCUUGUAAGUGCUGAUCUUGGGAUCAGGUGUUCAAACUGGAUUAAAGGUGAUUGAACGUUGAA
Salmo salar (Atlantic salmon) is the source of this 2620-nucleotide messenger RNA. RefSeq names its product stress-induced-phosphoprotein 1. Lineage: Eukaryota; Metazoa; Chordata; Actinopteri; Salmoniformes; Salmonidae. The record is from RefSeq and is a predicted model, not a curated record. Gene Ontology annotation, molecular function: Hsp90 protein binding.